UCGAGUCAUUCCUUCAUCAGACACACAACAGUUCGUUAGUAGCGUGCAGAAAAAAUGGCCUCGUCUUCUUCUUUUUCGAAGGCAAUUUUGGCUUUGGCUUGUGUUGCGCUCCUUGUUGGUGGCACGAGUGCCCAACUUUCCAUUUACUACUACGCCGAAACUUGCCCCCUACUCUGCCCGACAGUAAAGUCAAUUGUGCAGGAAGCAAUUGCCGCAGAGGCCCGCAUGGGCGCCUCGCUCACCCGCUUGUUCUUCCACGAUUGCUUCGUCAAUGGUUGCGACGGAUCAAACCUCUUGGACGACACACCUACUUUCACUGGAGAGAAAAACGCGGCCCCAAACCAAAAUUCCUUGCGAGGGUUCGAUGUGGUGGACAGGAUUAAGUCCGCGGUGGAGGAAGUGUGCCCCGGCGUCGUCUCAUGUGCUGAUUUGUUGGCUAUUAUCGCCCGGGACGCCGUUGAGAUACUGGGAGGGCCAGGGUGGGAUGUGAAGCUGGGGAGGAGAGAUGCGAGAACUGCGAGCCAGGCAGCAGCUAACAACAGCAUUCCUCCUCCAACUUCUAACCUCAACGCUCUCAUUUCCAGCUUCCAGAAUCACGGCCUUUCUCAAACGGACCUCGUCGCUCUAUACGGAGCGCACACAAUUGGGCAAGCGAGAUGCACGAACUUUCGGGCCAGAAUCUACAACGAGAGCAACAUCGACAACUCAUUUGCCCAAACAAUGAAGAGCAAUUGCCCAAGCGUCACCGGCGUCGGCGACAACAACUUGGACGGGCUCGACUUCCAGGAUGCGACAGUGUUCGACAACUCCUAUUUCGUCAACCUCAUGAAGAAAAAAGGCCUCCUCCACUCUGACCAACAGCUCUUCAACGGCGGGUCCACCGACUCGCUCGUCAGGACUUACGCCCAAAGCCAAGACACCUUCUACAAGGACUUUGUGGCCGCCAUGAUCAAUAUGGGCGACAUCAUGCCCCUCACCGGAUCCAACGGCGAGAUCAGGAAGAACUGUAGGAGGAUUAAUUAAUUAUUGAUGAAUUUAGGGUCUAUGUAUACUCCUUGAUAUGGGGUUUCGGUAAUAAAAUUCAAUCUGAUCGAGCUGUAUUUUGCGGGUGUUUGUUUGCAUUUGAAGCUUUUGUUGUCGUGUCAGCAUUAAGAAAAAGUUGUAAGAGUCAAAUAUUGUAAUAACAGUCUUGUCGAGAUUUUGUCAA
Syzygium oleosum is the source of this 1207-nucleotide messenger RNA. Its product is annotated as peroxidase 4-like. Gene Ontology annotation, molecular function: heme binding; peroxidase activity. The transcript has 4 exons. Lineage: Eukaryota; Viridiplantae; Streptophyta; Magnoliopsida; Myrtales; Myrtaceae. The record is from RefSeq and is a predicted model, not a curated record. Gene Ontology annotation, biological process: hydrogen peroxide catabolic process; response to oxidative stress. Bases 55 to 1023 code for a protein of 322 amino acids.